CCUCCUGGCGGCGCCACACCGACCUGUUCAGUUGCGUGUGGCCGCUGUUGGGCUCCACACUGGAGGCGGUGUUCGGUGCUCACAGCGACACUCGGAGCCUCUCAGCUCCGCGACACCCGCCGGCAGCUGCGGCUCUCUCUCCCCGGACACACGCAGAGAAUUAGCUGCAGAGGUGAAUGGUGAGAACAGAGCUGGAAUGCAACAGGAUUAUCAUCUGACCUUAAACUCAAGAGGAGGAAAAAAAAAAAAAAAGAGAGGCCAACCCCCGGACCCCUCGAUCGCUGUACUUAUUUUCUCCUGAUCUCUGCCGCACUACGAUGCCUGUGAGGUUAUAAUGUCUGCGCUGAAGCACGUUAUCCUGCAAGACAAGGACCAGGACGUGGAGAAGAGGCUGGACUGGAGUUACAUCGAGUGGGACGAGAAUGAAGACGUCAGCGCAGGUGUGGCGAACGCAGAGACACAAACGGACCGAGGACCCUUUGAGGAUAAGGAGUGUCAGACCAGCAACCCGGUCAUCAUGCACAUAGACCUCACACGGACAAACUCCAAGCUGAGACACUCGUCCCUGGUGGACGGUGACGGCUUGGUGGCACCUUUCUUCCAGUUUGACCGGCAGGCUCCCGGGCGCAUCUCCACAUCUCCCACCUUGAGGAGGAUGAGGAGCACCCGGCGUCCCCUGACGGACUCCUGGGAUCCUCUCAGGAUGGGGAGCACCCAGGAGGAGCCUUCCACUGAGAGCACGCCGUCCCCCGUCAGCCCCCACAGGGUCAAGUCUCCUCUCGCGGCGAGCCCCCUCUCUGACGGGGAGACGGGUCACGACCACCAGUCCGUCUCAUCGUCCGACCGACAGAGAACCAGAUCGCACAGAUCCAAGACUUUCGACAACGGCCUCGCGUCCAAGAGACAAGAGUGCCACAGCGCUCACCCGGCUCACAGGAACAGCAAUUUUGGAUUUCCUGAUAGUGAAGCACAGGAGAAGGAGCAUUUACAUAAUAGGCUUCAGGAGAGGAGGCGGAGCUCCGUGGUGGUCAGCCUGCCGGGAUUGGAUGUUUCACCUGGAGACCUUUUUGUGUCCAAUGGAGUGGCGGACAGACUGAACGGUUCAAACUUCUCUGACACGAAGAAGUCGAAGUGGCCCUUUUCAAGGCGUAGCACGACUAAGGCGAAGUUGCAGACGGGCACAGCGUCCGACGUUGAAAAAUAUCUCUCCACGGCGCAGAUUCAGAACUGGAGGAACUCCGACCUUCAGCGGUAUAAGGACUUCUGUCUGGCGGAGUUCCUGCGCGACCAGUCGUCCCAGGUGAGCCCCACCUCUGACCCUCAGCUUUUCAAGAGACAGGAGGCCAUCUGGGAACUCUUCACCAGCGAGUGUGUUUACUUCCUGGAUCAGCUCAUGGUUCUCAAAGAGGUGUUUUCGGCGACACUCACGAACCUGCAGGCGACCAACUGCCUGAAUGACAUCGACUCCUGGAGGCUGUUCGCAAACCUCAACGAGCUUUGCCUGGUGAGCUUUGGUUUCCUGAACAACCUCCUCCGUGUCAUCAGGGACACGUUGGAGAUCACUGAGGGUGGCGGGCCCACCCUGCCGGUGCUGCUGAGCAAGGCUUUCCAGGAGAGCAUAUGUCACUGCCUGCAGAAGUACUGCCUCAACUACACCACCGCUCUGCUUUAUCUGGACAGCCUGAAGCCCCGAGAGGACUUUGGAUCUUAUGUGAAGUGGUGCGAGAGGAACGAACAGUGCCGGAGGCUGCAGCUGCGCGACCUGUUGGUGGCGCCAUUGCAGAGGCUAACUCGAUACCCGCUGCUGCUGCGGAAUAUCGCGAAGAGAUGCCAGACGGAGGACGAGAGCGGAGGCCUGCAGGCUAUAGCUGAGCAAGUGGACACGUCUAUAUGUGACUUGGAGGGAAAGGUGAAGUGGCUGGAUAACUACCAGAAGGUGAAACAGCUGAGAGACGCCCUGGUGUGGCUGCCCGUGUGGGAGAGAGACAAGCGCGCCUUCGUCCCUGAGAGCCUGAAGCAUCUCUUGAAGGCCGUCACUCUGGAGAAUCUCAUCUCCCACAGGAGUCUGCUGCAUGAAGGGAAGCUGGUGCUCACAGAAAACACGAAGCUCAUAGACGUCUAUCUGUUCCUGUUCGACGAAUUCCUGCUGAUCACGAAGAUCAAGAGAAACAAGAAGCGGUCCAUGGGUCCAGAUCAGAAUCCUCUGAGGCUGCCGCAGAACCUGGAGCUGGAUCAGCUGCUGAAGGAGGGGUGCACGUUCACGGUUCUGGACCAGCCCGUCUCUCUGGACCGACUCCAGCUGAGGAACAUUGAUCAGCUCAACGCCUCAACGUCGGGACUGCCUCAUUCUUUCAUAAUCAUGCACCAGAACCGCUACCAGCAAUGCAUCGGAGCGUUCAUCCUGCAAGCUGCGUCAGAGUCCGCCAAGAGAGUGUGGAUUUCAAAGAUAGAGGGCGCUGUGACGGCGCUGCUGAAGCUGGACUCUGAGCAGCCGCGAGUCAAGAGCUCCUCACUGUGGCUGGAGUCCUCGCAGAUAUGACCCGUCCGUCAGCCACCUGGAGAGUCUCUCUCCUGUCAAACGUGCACUUCGUCGUCUCCUGACAUCCUGUAAAUGACUGUUUCGUUUUGUUUUUAGCACUAGGAUCAUUUUGUAAACUAAAAAUGUUUGUGCCUGUCCGAGGCAGCUGCUGCAGUAGUGUACAAUAAAUAUCUGAAUGUGUAGUAAAA
Molecule: messenger RNA, 2727 nt
Organism: Acanthopagrus latus (yellowfin seabream)
Lineage: Eukaryota; Metazoa; Chordata; Actinopteri; Spariformes; Sparidae
Gene: plekhg7
Product: pleckstrin homology domain containing, family G (with RhoGef domain) member 7
Exons: 17
Coding region: 335-2539 (734 amino acids)
Biological process (GO): Rho protein signal transduction
Molecular function (GO): guanyl-nucleotide exchange factor activity
Source: RefSeq, a predicted model, not a curated record